This is a messenger RNA of Orussus abietinus, 1064 nucleotides long. RefSeq names its product EEF1A lysine methyltransferase 1. Gene Ontology annotation, molecular function: nucleic acid binding; protein-lysine N-methyltransferase activity. The record is from RefSeq and is a predicted model, not a curated record. The transcript is spliced from 3 exons. NCBI's taxonomy places the organism in Eukaryota, Metazoa, Arthropoda, Insecta, Hymenoptera, Orussidae. The coding region runs from base 344 to 1054 and encodes 236 amino acids. Gene Ontology annotation, biological process: methylation.
UAAUGCGAUAGUUCAUCGUGUUUUUAAAAAAUUGCCUUCGACGUGAAUGAUGUAAUAAAAUGUCUCCAGUACCACCAACGGCAGUUUCGGAACCCUUCCUUAAGGAAGGACCUUCCCGAGGACGACAUAACCUAAGUUAACGAUCCAGUUUCCAGUAUUUGGUAGCAUAGGCCGCUUGCAGCAUGCUUGGAUUUGUUUUGUACAGAAUAGCGGAACUUUAAAGAGUUAAUAACAGAUGUGUCACUUCUUAAUCGAGUGACACUUUAAAAUAGGCUUAAUUCAUUAUCGGAAACCUUUGAAAUCGUUCAAGCAAUUUAAAUAAAAUGUCAAGAAAUUUAUCAUAAUGAGCGAAAGCGACGAGGAGGUGCCGCAAUUAAGCGCGGCGACACUAGCUGUGCUCCAAGAAUUUUAUCAAGAGAGAGAGGAGCACGAAAAUAAAUUAAAGAACAUCGUCGAGCAGAACCAAAUUCUCGAGGCUACUUUCGAGGAAGAUUGGCAAUUAAGUCAAUUCUGGUACGAUAAAGACACUAUCGACACAUUUGUGAAGGGUGCAUUGAAUUAUACUCCUCCAAACGGAAGAAUAGCACUCGUGUCGUGCCCUUCUCUGUACAGCCAAAUGAAGAAACUAGCAGGAGAUAGACAAGGUACAUUUUUUUACUGUUUAUGUGAUGGUAUUCAAAUUUCGAUUUAUACGUGCUUUCUGUUAACAGUUAUUUUAUUCGAGUAUGACCAGCGUUUCGCUGUAUUCGGUUCGGAUUAUAUACCUUUCGAUUACAAGUCUCCUCUGGACAUUCCGAGGCACAUGUCUAGCCACUUUGACUUAGUAAUUGCAGAUCCUCCAUUUUUAUCCGAGGAGUGUUUAACAAAGUCCGCAGUAGCGAUUAAAUUUUUAUCUAUGGAGAAGAUUGUUCUCUGUACAGGUGCUAUUAUGGCAGACUUAGCCAAUCGAUUGCUGGAUUUGAAGAAAUGUGAUUUUACACCGAAGCAUAAGAACAAUCUCGGAAACGAAUUUUGGUGUUACUCGAAUUUCAAUUUCGAUGAAGUAUUAAAAUAAAUAAUUUCGA